ACCACUUCGUUGAGCUCUCUGUUCUGGCUACUAAUGAAAAAACCGAAGAAUACCAUUCACAAUGCAUGACUACAAAUACAAUGUCACUGUAUUCUAAAAAGGUGCAUCAGUUCAAUGUCACUGUAUUCUAAAAAGGUGUAUCAGUGAUUGGGGAGUGAGGCAGCUACAAACGAAGGUAGAAGAGGCGGCGAUAUUAUUAGUCGUAAUACAGGUAUAUAUUAAUGCGUAGCCUACUGACAACUUCUUGACUGAUAGCCUAGUUAAGCUUCUUUAGUAUCGAGUAUCAAAAGGACUAUUUCACACAGUGAGGGCAGCUAGACAUUAUUUGUGGCUAUCUGGAUUGAUAUGUUUGAAAAGUGUUGUUUACGCGGUUAUUGGCUAAUACUACAGCGGAAGUAUUAAGUCACAAUCCACCUUUGUUUAUAUCAGGCAGACGACAAACCUAACACAUACGUUCGUAAAAUAGUACAGUGCACAAUUUAGAUCACCAACAGUCAGUAUCUGAAGUGUGUGGGUAUAUACCGUCAAAAAAACACCCCCAAAAAUCUCAUCUGGGAGAAGCUUAUAAUAUAUUUUUUUUAAAAGGCCGUUUGUCGCAAAUUCCUCAUACACAUUGUUUAUGUCGAAGUGAUCAAUAAAUUAGUAUCAUAAUAAGCGAAUCCGUCUCUUAGCAACUUAUUGUGUGACAGAAUCUGGCAUAGUUUUAUGGAACUCAAGACUAUUAGAACAAGGUCGAAUAAGAUGAAGUACCGAAUAUGGAAAUAAGAAACGGAUUAUACAGGAUGCGAUCAUUGUGCUGUUAACAUUUAUGAUGAUAAAUCCACCAUGCAAUGUAACGGCUCCAAUAGUUAAAGUUAAACAAAAGCAGAUGAUGGAUUAAAAACUUAGGCAGCUGUGUGGAUUCCUUUAUACAUAUAUUAUAUUAUCUUUAGUUGAGUGCCUUGCUUAGAUUGAAUUAUGUGUCUGUCUGUGAGAAAUAUAUUCUCAUCAGAAUAUAAUCGGUAGAAAUAAAUGAAAUUACAUAUUUUACACAGCAUCUUUACCACUAGCUAUAAAGACAAACAACGCAACUAAUUGUUAGACUAUAAUUCAACUGAUGCAUUGAAGGCAUCACUGGAAAUUUGAUUAUCUGCAAAUCGAAAAUGGAUGACACUACUUUCCUUGAUAACAACCAAUAUUCCUGACAGUUUGACCUUUUUCAUUGAGGAUCUGGAAGUGAUCGCGACCAAGACUUAACUUGUCUUGUAGUAAUUGAACGGGGAGUUGAGUCGGAAAUGUGGCUAGGAAAACCAUCAAGCAGCAAGAAUUCACAAGGAUUGUCAAGAUGAGAAUUCGUGCGCGGUACGCCACAGCCGUAGUGCUGCUGUUGUGUUUGCUUAUAACAUGUAAAGUGUACAUUUUAGAUUCAUAUACCAUGAGCGACUAUGGCAAAAUUUUUGUAGGUGGCAACCCAUCGGAACUUACCAAAAGUCAAAGUGCAGACGAUAAAAAUCUGAUAGUGUCUUAUGGUAAAAAUGACUUGAGACUCGCUGGAGAAUUGGGCCGAGGUGUGAUAUUUGUUUCGGAGGAGAAGGCUAAGGCCGAUGCUGCUAUGGAGAAAUACAGAGUAAACGUAUAUGCCAGUGAUCUUAUUCCUCUGAACAGAAUGGUCCCAGAUUCCAGACCACCUGAAUGUAGUUCGGUAGUUUAUCCUGACGACCUACCAACAACUGGUGUUGUUAUUCCCUUCCAUAAUGAAUGGCCGUCCAUUUUGUUACGUACUGUGUAUAGUUUAAUCAAUAGAACGCCAAAAUAUAUCUUAAAACAAAUAAUAUUGGUAGAUGAUGCCAGUGAUUUAGAUUCACUGAAAGAAAAUUUAGAUGUAUAUAUAAAAGACCACUUCCCUGGAAAUUUAGUUAAAUUAAUACGAUUAAAAGAACGAGUUGGGUUAAUCAAAGCCCGUCUGGUGGGAUUUGAACAUGUUACAACCGAAGUCGUGUCAUUUUUUGACAGCCAUAUGGAAGUUAAUGUUCAGUGGUUGGAACCAUUAUUAGUGGAAAUAAAGAAGAACUGGAGUACGUUAGCUAUGGGGCAUCUAGAUUAUAUUAAAGCCGACACUCUACAGUAUGACUUCGAACCUGGUUAUAAAACUAGAUAUGGCUUUGAUUGGCGUUUAGUGUUUUUUGAAACAUACUUUAGAUCAGAUCAAAGAAAUGGUCGAACGCCUGUUGACCCUCUACCAGGUGUUGUAAUGGUGGGACCAGCAUUUGCAAUCAAUACAACAUAUUUUAAACACAUUGGUAAAUAUGAUGGUGGUAUGAAGAUUUGGGGAGGUGAAAAUAUAGAAUUAGCAUGGAGAGUGUGGAUGUGCGGAGGUAGACUGUUACAUUUACCUUGUUCUAAGAUAGGACAUAUAGCUCGUGUGCAGCCGUACAUCUUCCCAGAAGGACGACACCAAACAGAAAUACAUAAUUAUAAGAGAGCUGUUGAUGUAUGGAUGGGAAACUAUAGUAAAUAUGUGUAUGAUUAUUAUCCCGAUAUGAAGGAUAUUAGUGUUGGUGAUUUGAGUGAAAGGUUUAAGAUAAAAGAACGUUUAAAAUGUCGUUCGUUUGACUGGUAUUUAGAAAAUGUCUGGCCAGAAUUAUUCCCCUAUGAAGAAAAUGUGGUGGCGUAUGGCGGGCUUGAAAAUCUAGCUUCACCCCAUUGUUUAGACAAUGGAGAAUAUUUAUUUCAAGCGCCUGUACCAUUAGAGGUUAAGGGUUGUAUAUAUAGUCCUCCCACACAGGGGUUUUCACUGACUAAAGAUUUACGACUACGUACAACUCUACAGUGUGUUAAUGUAAUACAAGAACAGUCUGAUAUAAUACCGUUUCUACAAGAUUGUAUUGAAGGUCCCAAUGAAAAAUGGCAGCAUAAAAAGGGUGGAUUCAUGCGACACAAGAAUACUGGUCUGUGUUUAGACAUGUUAACAGGACCCAAACUAAUCAUGCAGAAAUGUGACCCCAGUAAAGAGACUCAGAAAUGGAAAUUUAGAACUUAUAAAAAAAAAAAUUCAGUGCAUAAACAACCAUAGAAAAAACAUGAAUUGGAAAGAAACGAUAAAUGAACCAUAGACCAACAUGUUCCAGAAGAUCUUCUGACUGUCCUGUUAAAUAUUUAAUUUAUAUAUGAAUAAUAGUUAACUCGAAUUAUGCCAAAGUUGUGGAUUCAUUCCGUUGUUGAAUUCAUGUCCGUCUGUAAAUGUUCAACCCUCUUUGACUUCAGGAAGAGUAUUGAUCUAAUAGUGGUUAAUUUAGAUAUUUUGAACAGUGGUUAUUGUACAUGGAAAAUGAAGCACAUUAAAGGUGCCAUUUUAUUUUUAUUUUUAUCUGUACAUCUACGGUAGUUAAGUUUAUCAUUCGAAUGUUCUAUGUCAAUCUUUGGUUCAUUUCAUUUGAUAAUACUUUUUUAAUCGUUUAUGGUGUAUAUUCAGUCUUUGAGAAAUUCUGAAUCAUCAUGUUUUCCUUUACAUGUUUGUUUCUUUAUUUAUUAGUGGAUGUCAUGAAUUGAUAUUUUCUAUAUAGGAGAUAGUGUUAUUUUGAGCACAAAUUAAAGUGUUCAGCUGAAAGAUUUCAAACAUAAAACCAUUUUGCGACUGCUGCCUAGUGUUCAAUAUAAUGUGUAGUCACUGGGUAGGGUACCUAAUUGAUUGUGAGGCUGGUUUCUUACUCGAAUUAUUUAUUUUUAAUUAAACAUAGCUCAUCCGAGAAAAAAACAGAUCUUUGGCACAUUUGGAUGGGGGGGGGGGGGGUGGAGGGUGCUGUGGGUUAAUGAGUAUGUUAUUUUAUUUUAUCUGAUUAUCUCUUAUACAAACAUUAUCAUCAUUAUUUUUAUACGCACACAUUUUCAUGUGGACGUAUAUUGUCGUCGCCCCUGUCCGUCCGUCCGUCCACAAUUUGUUCCUAAAAGAUCUCGGUUCCUUUAGAUAUUGACAUGUAUCGGACCAUAAUUUCAUGGAUUAUGGCCCCUGAUUGUACGAAAAAUCAAGUUUUUAGCUUGUGGACACUCAGAGGUCACAAUUUUGAUCCGAUUUUCAUGAAACUUGAAAUACAUGUUUAUAACCCAAAGAUCUUGGUUCCAUUCGAUAUUCUUGCAUAUCGGAUCGUAACUUCCUGAAUUAUGGCCCCUGAUUGUACGAAAAAUCACGUUUUAGCUUGUGGUCCCUCUAGAGGUCACAAUUUUUAUCCAAUUUGAAAAAAAAAACGUUUUAGUAUAUCACCGUUGCAUCCUAGUGAUGGUUGAAAUCGAAUUUCGUGAAAAACGGACCAAAACUGCCGGAUAAAAUGACCGCCCCUUGUACGCAAGUAGUGUGAAAAUAUGGUAUAUCAAGGUUGUGAGCCCUCUAGAAGUCACAGUUUUCAUCCGAUUUUGAUGAAACUUGGAAUGCAUGUUUAUAUCCCAAAGAUCUUGGUUUCUGUCGAUGUCGAUGGCCCAUGCUUGUACGAAAAAUCGCGCUUUUAGCGUAUGGUCCCUCUCAAGGUCACAAUUUUUAUCCGAUUAAAAAAAUGUUUUAGUAUAUCACCGUUACACCCUAAUGAUGGUUGAGUUCGAAUUUCGUGAAAAUCGGACCAAAACUGUCGGACAAAAUGACCGCCUCUUGUACGCAAAUAGUGUAAACAUCUGGUAUAUAAAGGUUGUGGACCUUCUAGAGGUCACAAUUUUGAUCCGAUUUUGAUCCGAUUUGUAGAAAAGUCGCAUUUUUAGCUUGUGGUUUUUCUAGAGGUCACAAUUGUUUUUACUGAUAUCACCAUUGUACCAUAAUGAAGGUUGAAUUCGAAUUUCAGAGAAAUCGAAAUGAAACUGCCCGACAAAAUAGCCGCUCUUUGUACGCAAAUUUUGUAUGAGUAUGUAAUACAAAGGUUAUGGACCCUCUAGAGGUCACAAUUUUUAUGCGAUUUUGAUGAAACUUAAAACAUAUCCCAGUCCCUUUUGAUAUUUGUGCAUUUCAGACCAUAACUUUCUGGAUUAUGGCCCCUGAUUGUACAAAAAAUCGUUUUUGUUUAUAGUUUGUUCUCUAUCCAUAUCUUGCAAAAUGUGGGCGUAUCCUGCCUGGCAGACGUUGGUUUAUCAUUUCACUAGAUUCAGUUUCCGUCAUCAGGCUCUGAAGCAUUAAGUUCGGAUCCACUGCAUUACCGGUACCUCUCAUAUUGAACACGGUCUUAAAGCAACGUGUCGACGAGACGUUAAACAUCAGUAUUCCACUGAUUUUAUAAAAUGUUGUUAGAAUAAGCAGAUUGGUAAAGAAUUUAACUUUCUUGCAUUCCCGAAAUAGGCACAUUGCAUAAUAAGAUCUAAAUGAUUUUUGGUAAUUAGAAUAGCGUGUGAAGUAGUAAGCAUACAUCAUAUGAAGGCACUUGGACAACAGUAAUUUUCUGCCAGUUUUGAAAUCACUGUACUCCCAAGAAAUUAGAUAAGUAAAUAGAACAUUCCAUUAUAUUAGUAUAUUUUAGUUAAUAGCAAAAUAUUGUAGAAUAUUUAUUUUAACUUGUUUACACUUUGAAUGCACACAAGCACCUUUGUUAUUCGUUUAAGAACGGCAUUGGGUACAUUAAACUGCGUCUAUAAAGUAAAAAUCAUCGACAGGUCCAUGGAUAUGUUUUAUUGUUUUGAUAUUUUUGAGAUGAAAAAAAAAAAAAAUACUAUCUGGCAUCUUAUUUCGUGAAGAUUGUGAAAUACGUGCAUUGUUCAUAUUAAAUAAGUAUAUAUUUAUCUAUUGUUGUAUGUAUAAUACUAACAGUGAUCCUCGUGUAUUCGGUUAUAUUUUUAUACAAUAUUAUUUUUAAAAUUAUAUAAUGAAGUUUUAUUAAAGUGUAUAUAAAUA
Patella vulgata (common limpet) is the source of this 5839-nucleotide messenger RNA. RefSeq names its product inactive polypeptide N-acetylgalactosaminyltransferase-like protein 5. Bases 1325 to 3052 code for a protein of 575 amino acids. The record is from RefSeq and is a predicted model, not a curated record. Lineage: Eukaryota; Metazoa; Mollusca; Gastropoda; Patellidae. The transcript has 11 exons. Gene Ontology annotation, cellular component: Golgi apparatus.